Gavia stellata (red-throated loon) is the source of this 3446-nucleotide messenger RNA. It is a transcript of the gene SEPTIN9, whose product is annotated as septin 9. Bases 1 to 1977 code for a protein of 658 amino acids. Gene Ontology annotation, biological process: cytoskeleton-dependent cytokinesis. The transcript is spliced from 12 exons. Gene Ontology annotation, cellular component: septin ring; microtubule cytoskeleton; cell division site. The record is from RefSeq and is a predicted model, not a curated record. Gene Ontology annotation, molecular function: GTPase activity; GTP binding; molecular adaptor activity. NCBI's taxonomy places the organism in Eukaryota, Metazoa, Chordata, Aves, Gaviiformes, Gaviidae.
AUGCUAAAUAUAUCCCGUAGUAAUGGAGAGGGACCGGAUUUCAGACAGAAGGUGGUUCCAGCAGAAGCUGGGAGGGGGGUGAAGGGGGAAGCAGGGGGGAAAAAGAAACUGCCUUCUAGGUCUGGAUUUCAUUUGAGUCUCUCUCCCCCCGCUCUGCUCCCAUGUGCCGCACGGCGCGGGGGGAUGAAUGCUGAGCCUGUUAGCUCAGAGCUGCGAGCUGGGAAGAGGGAGGAAAAUAGCCGGGCUCUUGGCAUGGAGACGCGUUUCUGCUCUGAAGCUCUGAAAAGAUCUUUUGAGGUCGAGGAGGUAGAUCAGUCUUCAAAUUCCUCCACCCCACAAAGACGGACCCCAAACCCCCUCCUCAGGUCCACCGUGUCCAGCUCCACGCAGAAGUUUCAGGAACUCGGCGCCAGGAAUUCGGAGCCAUCUGCCCGACAUGUGGACCCCACAGGCCAAAGAUCACCCAAGCCCUCUCUGAGGAGAGUGGAGCUCUCUGGACCCAAACUGCCCGAGCCGGUGUCCAGAAGAACAGAAAUCUCCAUUGACAUCUCAUCCAAGCAGGUGGAGAACUCCACCUCAGGGUUGUCGAGGUUUGGCCUCAAAAGAGCAGAUGUGCUGGGGCACAAACCCCCUGAGCCCACCCCAAGGAGGACUGAGAUCACCCUCGGCAAGCCCCAGGAGCCGGGUCUCCGGAGGGUGGAGGCGCCGGCAUCAAAGAUCCCCGAGAUGCCCCAGCGAAGAGCUGAGAUGGCCAACGCUCCUGUGCCCGACGCAGCCACCAAGCGCGUGGAAAUUCAGGUAGCGAAGGCUGCCGAGGUCCCAGCCCCGCCGGCACGGCAAGCGGAGAGCUCGGAGCCUCCCCUGGCCACCCAGCCUCCCCAGGCAGAGCCAAAGCUGCAGCCGGUGCUGAUGGAGAGCCCACCAAAGAGAGAAGAAGGUCCAGAGGCAGUUCCCAGCCACGCACCCGGCAUGACGGACGCUCCACGGGAUGCCGGCCCCAAGCAGCCGGCACCGACGCGGCCGGAGAAACCCGCUGCGGACUUUGGCUACGUGGGGAUAGACGCCAUCCUGGAGCAGAUGAGGCGGAAAGCUAUGAAGCAGGGGUUCGAGUUCAACAUCAUGGUCGUGGGUCAGAGUGGCUUGGGGAAAUCCACGUUAAUCAACACCCUCUUCAAAUCCAAAAUCAGCCGGAAAUCUGUACAGCCGACUUCUGAAGAGCGGAUCCCCAAGACCAUUGAAAUCAAAUCCAUCACUCACGAGAUUGAAGAGAAGGGGGUUCGCAUGAAGCUCACGGUCAUCGACACCCCAGGCUUUGGAGACCACAUCAACAACGAGAACUGCUGGCAGCCCAUCAUGAAGUUCAUCAACGACCAGUAUGAGAAGUACCUGCAGGAGGAAAUCAACAUUAACCGGAAGAAGCGGAUCCCCGACACGCGGGUGCACUGCUGUAUAUACUUCAUCCCAGCCACUGGCCACUCGCUCCGACCGCUAGACAUCGAGUUCAUGAAACGCCUGAGCAAAGUGGUCAACAUCGUCCCCGUGAUCGCGAAAGCCGACACGUUAACGCUGGAGGAGAGGGAUUACUUCAAACAAAGGAUAAUGGCUGAUCUUCUUGCCAAUGGGAUCGACGUGUAUCCUCAGAAGGAGUUUGAUGAAGACUCUGAAGAUCGGCUAGUGAAUGAGAAAUUCAGGGAAAUGAUCCCAUUUGCAGUGGUGGGCAGUGACCAGGAAUACCAGGUUAAUGGAAGAAGAAUCCUUGGAAGGAAGACCAAGUGGGGCACCAUUGAAGUGGAGAACACGACACACUGUGAGUUCGCCUACCUGCGGGACCUCCUCAUCAGGACGCACAUGCAGAACAUAAAGGAUAUUACCAGCAACAUCCACUUCGAAGCCUACAGGGUCAAGAGGCUGAAUGAGGGCCAGAGCUCGCUCUCCAACGGCGUGACCGACAAAGAGCUGGUGGCUAACGAAAUGUAACCGUCUCGCUCCGUAGCCAGGACCUUGCUCGCUCACGCUCGCUAUUUCUCCCCUCUUCCCCCUUUAUUUUUAUAUAAAUCCUCUGCCACUGUCCCUCUUCCCACCCCCCAACCCCCUGCCAAUGUUAACUGACCAAAUAACCAGACGCCGUCUCCGUCAUGCAGAGCGGGGCGACCGCUCAUCCCCCCUGCUUUGUGGCACGAGUUUUCUUCUCAGCCCCCGGUCCAGCAUCCCUGGGCUGGGGACCGUCCCCCUGCAGAGGUUGGGCUCUAGCUGGCCCCCAGUGCUGGCCUGACAGCCAAGCUUGGGGGAGCAGAUCCGUGGGGCUGGCAGGGUUGGGGUGCCCUCGGGAGCCCUGCCUGCCCCUCCAUGCAGAGGCUCUUCUCCGUCCGUUGAAGGCAAGGGUUUCUCCAGGGGAAUGUAGCCUUCAGAAGCAAGGUACGGUGGUAUGAAGAGAGCAAGACGGUGCCAUCCUUGUCUCCUGCCGCCUCCUCCGAGCUCUCUGCAGCCCUCCAGGACCCGCCAGCCCCCAGCCCAACCCCUCUACCCUGCCUACAUGCAAUAAACUGGGAGUGUUUAGGUGUCACCUUGCCUGUCACCGACCCCCAGCCAGGCAGAGCGACCUGCUUUAGGAGAAGUGCCUUUUCAGACUGUUACCUUGCAAUAGUGUGGGAGAGGGGAGGGAGGGCUUGUCUUGUCUGUCUUUGCAGCCUGCAAAAGGCCUGUGACACUUUGUAGAGACUCCUUUUCCCUCUCCCUUGGACCCUAGAUGUGGCUGUUGUCCUGGGAACACUUGUCUAUUUAUUUUUCAUUCAGUUGGGUGGGGUUUUUUUCCCACUGAAGGCUCGGAGUAUGUUUGUCCAAAGGGGGCUGAGAGCGGAACAUCUCUGCAAAGCGGUGGUGGGAGGCGGAGGGUUGUCCUGUCUGACCCUUGUGAUUCUCGGGUUUUUCCCUAUGUCAGAGGAGGCUGUUGGGUAUUUUUUAAUUAUUUUUUUUAUUGUUUUGGAUCCCCUGUGUGACAUGUGUACAUGUAACAUGCUCCUGUGUUUUACUAGUCCUUGUGCAAGGGGACUGUGCAUGUGCGGACCGAGCCCUGCAGCUGUGGGGAGGGCUGGGGCGGCGUUUGUGGGUGCUGCGCCCUGUGGCCCCCCGUGCUCUGCCCCCCUGUGCCUCCUCUUUCAGUGAGUCUCCAGUAAGUAAGACCCUGCAAGGGGGUCGGUUAAAUAAUGCCAUGACACAGGAGUGGGUGGUCCUGGAGCAGAGCUCUGCAGUCCUGCCUCCCGCCCCGGCUCUGCUUGCCUUUCUGUUGUCUGCUCCGUCAGUCUCCGUAUCCUCUCUAAGGGAUAAAACUUUGUGCAAAUCACCCUUUUUUGGGGGGGGGCACGUAGUAAAAUGGCAGCGUGGCCCAACCUCUAGUGCUGGAAGGUGCCUGCAGAGCCCACCCGAUGGUCUCCACCGGGGGCAAAGCC